GACGAUAGACUUGGCGUGAUUCGGUCGAGGCUUAUGAAUGACAAGACGAACGUGGACAUGUUUCUCGACACCGUCCAGCUGCAGAACCCCGCCAACAAGCCGCACCAGGUAGUUGACGAUCGCCAACCCGGCCUUGAGGAUAUCAAGGACAAGGUCGACCAGAUCGCCAACAGACUGUUCCAAAAGCGCGACUGCAACUCUUUCACCGAGGACGAGGACAGCUUAUGGCUCGAGUUCAAGGCCGAGCUCGAAAAGGAAGGAUUUGCUCCCCAAGUCCUACGCAAACACAAGGACAUCCUCCGAGCUUAUAUCCGUGAACUCGAAUCUGUCGGUUACGUCUCUGGUGGCACUUGUCCCACCGUCCGUGGCCUCCUUGAGCGCGAGGCCAAGUCCCAGCCAACCUCGCCCAAGGAGCUUCCAGCUUACGACAGCAACGAAAAGUUCUUCGUUGGUAUGAAGGAUGAGCGAAGAAUGCCUGAGGUCGCUCCGGCUACUCAGUCCUUCUCAUCCUCGCCCCAGGAGCUGUCUGGCGAAUCGAGCAUGGCUCUCAUCUCCACAAAGGAUCUCAUGGCCAUGGAUAGUCUCACCACUGACAUGGCUGGUCUGAUUGUGCAGUCGCCAACCCAGCAGCAUUACAGUCGCUCACCAUCGGACCAAAGGUACCUCAACGCCAACAACACCGGCUCCUACUCUGGCCAUGAGCUGUCCUCUUCGCCAACCUCAAAUCUCGGGGCGUCACCCCGAUCUGUCCCUCCGCUGCCCCCCUAUGUGAACGGCGGUGCUCCACCCGCAUACGGGAGCAGUCCACGGGGUAUGUCCCGCCUGGCUCCUGACCGCUAUGGGAUGGACAUUCUCCCUGAUGCUCAAUGGACAAAGAUCAGACGUACCCUCGUCAGCCCUGAGAUUCUCGAGAGGGCUGGUGUGAGGUAUGAGGCACGUCCUGAUUACGUCGCCGUUCUAGGUCGGCUCUCUCGGGAGCAGAUUAGCGAGUAUGCUCGCCAAAGUGCUGAUGCUCGUGCUGCCCGUUUCGCCGGGGGCCAUUCACGCCGUCGUUCUGACCGUCGUCGACGAGAUGGACAUGGACAUCGAGCCGACUCCAGGAGCAGUCGAGACGACGACGAAAGCGCAGUGUAUGAUUAUAGUGACAGCACCGAUGGCUCUGAAGACGAGGCCAGACGUGAUGAAAAGGGAACAAAAAGCUACCCUGUCAUCGUCAACCCUCCAACGCGGAACAAGACAUCACCCGCAAGCACCGUCCUCCCUAAGCCCAUCCUCAAGAACAAGAACGAGAACCACGUUCGGUUCGAUCCUGAGCCUCAUGAGGUGGACUCCCGCAGCCCCCACUCCCUCAGAGACGACCGCGACCACGACCGUGACCGCCGCAGCGACAGAUCGUCCCGCCGACACCCGCGGGAGAGCUCGCGGCGGUACUCGGACGGAGAGCGGCACCGCGACAGACACGGCGAUUACUACGGCAGCAGCAAACGGCACCACCGAAGCGACCGCCGUGGAUCGAGGCGAGAUGACCGCUCGUCCAAGAAGAAGGCCUGGGGCGAGACGCUUGGGGCCGUCGGCAUUGGCGGCGCGGCUGUGAGCCUUAUAAGUGUGCUCGCUGAGGCUGCGUCCGUCGUGUAGACCAUAUCGAUGGCACUACCACACGCUGUAUGUUGACUGGCUCUUCAAACAGCUCCAUAUCUUAACACUACCUUUUCUUUUGUUGUCUUUCCUUGACUUAUUUCUUUCUUUUCUUAUGGAAUACCUGUCGCUAUGACUUUUACCACAGAGGUACAGACGUGUUUGCUUUUGGAUUACAGGACAUGCAACGCGUAGAAAAUCGGGCGGCUACUACUUGUUGUACGCUUUCGUGUAGGAUUUUCUUUGUACCAUCAUGAUGAAUUUACGAAGGCUUAUGUCUGGGCGGUCGGCGGUGGUCCUUGUGUACGAAAUAUGGAUGAUAGAUACCCGGCGGUUAUAAAUUGGAAGAGGAUCUUAU
Messenger RNA from Ilyonectria robusta, 1993 nucleotides. RefSeq lists its product as uncharacterized. The record is from RefSeq and is a predicted model, not a curated record. The transcript is spliced from 2 exons. Bases 34 to 1635 code for a protein of 533 amino acids. Lineage: Eukaryota; Fungi; Ascomycota; Sordariomycetes; Hypocreales; Nectriaceae.